AUGGCGCCCGGCCAGCUCGCCGUGCUCAGCGUCUCCGACAAGACCGGCCUGGCCGCCUUCGCCGCGGGCCUGGCCGCCGCGGGCCUGGGCCUGGUGGCCUCCGGGGGGACCGCCCGCGCGCUGCGGGAGGCCGGCCUGGCCGUCAGGGAUGUCUCGGACCUGACGGGCUUCCCCGAGAUGCUGGGGGGCCGCGUGAAGACCCUGCACCCCGCGGUCCAUGCUGGAAUCUUGGCUCGUAAUACCCCAGAAGAUAAUGCUGACAUGGCCAGACUUGAUUUCAAUCUUAUAAGAGUUGUGGUUUGUAAUCUGUAUCCCUUUGUGAAGACAGUGGCUUCUCCAGAUGUAACUGUUGAAAAGGCUGUUGAGCAAAUUGAUAUUGGCGGGGUCACCCUGUUGAGAGCGGCAGCCAAGAACCACGCCCGGGUGACGGUGGUGUGCGAUCCGGAGGACUACGCCGCGGUGGCCGCGGAGAUGCAGAGCUCCGACAGCGGGGACACCGCCCCGGAGACCCGGCGCCGGCUGGCCCUGAAGGCCUUCACGCACACGGCACAGUACGACGAAGCCAUUUCGGAUUUCUUCCGGAGGCAGUUCAGCAAAGGGGUGUCCCAGCUGCCGCUGCGCUACGGCAUGAACCCGCAUCAGACGCCCGCCCAGCUGUACACGCGGGGGCCCAAGCUGCCCGUCACAGUUCUAAACGGAGCCCCUGGGUUUAUAAACUUGUGCGAUGCGCUGAAUGCCUGGCAGCUGGUGAAGGAACUCAAAGAGACCUUAGGCGUUCCGGCCGCCGCCUCUUUCAAGCACGUCAGCCCCGCAGGCGCUGCCGUUGGCGUUCCCCUUAGUGAGGAUGAGGCCAAGGUGUGCAUGGUCCACGACAUGUACAAAACCCUCACACCCGUAGCCACUGCGUACGCCCGAGCAAGAGGGGCCGAUAGGAUGUCUUCAUUUGGUGACUUUGUUGCCCUGUCUGAUACAUGUGAUGUCCCUACUGCCAAAAUUAUCUCCAGAGAGGUAUCUGACGGUAUUAUUGCCCCAGGAUAUGAAGAAGAAGCUUUGAAAAUACUUUCUAAAAAGAAAAAUGGGAACUACUGUGUUCUUCAGAUGGACCAAUCUUACAAUCCAGAUGAAAAUGAAGUUCGGACUCUCUUUGGCCUUUGUUUAAGCCAGAAGAGGAAUAAUGGCGUCAUCGACAGGUCAUUAUUUAACAAUGUUGUUACCAAGAAUAAAGAUCUGCCGGAAUCCGCGCUCCGGGACCUCAUCGUGGCCACCGUGGCGGUGAAGUACACGCAGUCCAACUCCGUGUGCUACGCCAGGAACGGGCAGGUGAUCGGCAUCGGCGCGGGACAGCAGUCUCGGAUCCACUGCACACGCUUGGCAGGAGACAAGGCGAACUUCUGGUGGCUUCGGCAUCACCCACGGGUGCUCUCCAUGAAGUUCAAAACCGGAGUGAAGAGAGCGGAAAUCUCCAACGCCAUCGACCAGUAUGUCACCGGGACCAUUGGCGAGGAUGAAGAUCUGGUAAAGUGGAAGGCGCUGUUUGAGGAGGCCCCUGACUUACUGACCGAGGCCGAGAAGAAGGAAUGGGUGGGCAAGCUCAGGGAAGUGUGCAUCAGCUCGGAUGCCUUCUUUCCUUUCCGGGAUAAUGUGGACAGAGCUAAGAGGAGUGGCGUGGCGUAUAUUGCCGCUCCGUCCGGUUCUGCUGCUGACAAGGUUGUGAUUGAGGCCUGCGAUGAGCUGGGAAUAGUCCUCAUUCACACGAGUCUUCGGCUCUUUCACCACUAA
Molecule: messenger RNA, 1779 nt
Organism: Pipistrellus nathusii (Nathusius's pipistrelle)
Lineage: Eukaryota; Metazoa; Chordata; Mammalia; Chiroptera; Vespertilionidae
Source: the annotation of a GenBank genome assembly